This is a messenger RNA of Cladocopium goreaui, 1224 nucleotides long. Lineage: Eukaryota; Dinophyceae; Suessiales; Symbiodiniaceae. The record is from the annotation of a GenBank genome assembly.
UAGCUGAUGACCGUUGACUCCCGGGCAACGCCGCGCCGGCCCUGCGGCGGACUGUGCCCGGUGGCGUCCUCGGAGGAGAAAUGUAUCUUUUGCCUAAGUGCUGACGGCUGGCAAUAUGUUCCUCUCCACUUUGAGAGAACAACAAAGGGGGAUCGAGCAGAAGUGCGCUACAGCGAGAUUUUAGCAUCGCACACGGCGUGCGGUCCCUGCUGGGCCCAGUGGGAGCGAAGAGCCACGGCAACGGCGAAGACGGCGACGGCGCCGCGGUGUCCCAUGUGCCAACGUGACAUUGACGUGCGCCAGGGAUAUGAGGAUGCAAACUGCAAGGAUUGCCUGUCAGUGCUGUUGAAAGCCACACGCUCCAGACCCCGGCCGGCGGUUCGGAGUCCGAUCUGCAGUUCCCACAUGAAGUGUUGCUGUUCAGUGCUGAUCAUCUUCAUAUUGGUUGUUACUUUUAAUGUGGCGUGCGACAUCAUGCUGCAGAUCGGCGGUCAGAGGUUGGCCCAGGAACUGAGUCAUCACAGCCUGGGCGCUGCCUUGAAGUUGCCACCUGGGCUCUAUUCAGUUUUGUGCAAUGAUGAAGUGAAGGCAGCCCUGGAUGCCCUCACUCAAGAUCCGAUCUUGAGAUUCACCACGUCGUUUCUCCAGGAGAUUGUUGCAGAGGGAUGUCGGCGACCGGGACCCAAUGUUAACGAUGAUGCCAUGAGAGAUGCUGAGCAAGUCUUUGAUGAUUUGAGAAGGGAAGAACUGUGAUCUCUUUCAGUCGUUCAUAUUCUUUGAGAAUAACUUUGAGAAGACCCGUGAGAAGGACGUUGAUAUCCUUCAAAGCCUUUGAGAAGGGAAGAACAUCGAAGAGCUUUGAGAAGUUGAACUCAUGUUUCUUCAAGGCGACGUUCAGAAAGGUGGCGGUCCGUUCCAACAUGGCUUUCGCUGCCGGAUUCCCCUGGGGCUGCCGAAAGGACCGCCUGCGAUGCAUCAGGGCAAUUCGAUGUCUUGGGCCACUUUGUAUGGCUUGUGUGAAAACAUUCACCAGGGUUUCACCAUGUUUCACUGCACAAAGUAACUUACCAAGCACAAGAGCCUAGUCAAAGUCGCAGUUGUGGGAAUUGGUGGCGCCUUACGUGAUGUUAUUUCCAAGGUGAUGCUGUGCGUCAUUGCCCGGUCGACUACUGCUGAUAUGAACUACCACAGACAUGGACAAAAAAGACUGCUAGGAGACAUCAG